GUGUACCAUUUAUUAGGUAACCAUAUAGUACAUGUAAGAACAUCUUGAGGAAACCUUCUUUAUCAACAGUUAGUUCUAGCUAUGAAGUGAUUUUCAUUGUGUACUACAUCAACUUCUGUGGUAGUGUCUUAUUCAAGUUCAUCUACGUUCAUGGAUUCCCAAGGUGAGCUUAAUUUGUACACUGGUAAUGUGUAAUUGUUAUGGUAACGUAGAAUCUGGGAAUUGCUUUUAUUUAAACACAGUAUAUGCAGGCUAUAUACUGAGUUGAUUUUCAAUUUUGCUUUUCUCAGAUCUUUGUAAAGCAGCUAGAAGUAGUAGGAAGGAGAAGCUUAUCCGGAAGAGAACAACUUAUGCCAUUUCUCAGAGCAGAGAAGAUGAGAGGAUUGGUAGAGGUAAAUUUGUUGUGUAUUUGCAAUGCUCUUGGAAUUCUCAACGAAUUUCAUAUUAAUCAUUACAAGUAACUAAAUCGGUUCACCAAUUUCUUAUACCAUUCAUUGGAUGACAAUUUAUAUGAAGAAUAAUUUCAAGUAUUUCAGUUUCAAAGAGCAGGAAGUCACCUCCAAGUUCUAUCUUAUUUGAUAUCACCAACAUCAAUAUUAGUGGGAAUCUUGGAGGCUUUAGUCGUCCGAAUGCAGGUACAACAAUCAAUAACCAAUGUUCUACCACUAAUGUCCCUCCCACAGCCGGGGAAACCUCAACUAUUUGUUCAAGUCGUUCUUUGUUUUACAUUUCUCCAGAUAGUGUGUCUCAAGGAAAAAUUGAAUCAGCUGCUAUAAGGUUGAAGAGAUCCCAAUAUAUUAAAACUAAAGGAUGCAGCAAUGUUUUGAACAAAGGAAAUUUCCCACGUGUUACUGCUGGCAAAGGGAAUAAGUCAGUGGGAUCAAGACUUAAACAAGGUCAUUCAGUUCGGAAGGAGAACAACAAAUCAUUUGGGAUAUCAAGUUUGGGAAACUAUACUCAAGCAAGUUCAUCCAAUAUAGAGGUGCCUGUCACAUUUCCUAUUUCAGGAAAAUAUAUUUGUAGGCAGCUGAUGAACGAGUUCAAUGCAGAAUGUGACCCUCAACUACAUGUUUCUAAUCUAUAUGAAGAUGCUGAGCUGAUAGAUGAAGUAGAUCUUGGUGAUGCGUCAUAUGUAUGCUCUUACUGCAAUGCCCUUAUGUGGUUUGAAGAACGUAUAUGUAAAAACAAUCGCAAUGUAAGUCCUGAAUUCACACGUUGUUGUAUGAAAGGAAAGGUGGUGCUUCCACUUAUCUCAAAACCACCACUACUUCUAUAUAAUCUGUUACAUGGAAUAGAUAACCGGUCUAAACAUUUCAAGGAGAAUAUUAAAGCAUAUAAUAGUAUGUUUGCGUUUACGUCAAUUGGUGGGAAGGUAGAAUCAGCUGUGAACAAUGGUGGGGGCCCUCCCCAAUUUGUUUUGAGUGGUCAAAAUUACCAUAGAAUUGGUACACUAUUGCCACAAGAUGCUGAUACUCCAAAGUUUGCUCAACUAUAUAUGUAUGAUACGCACAAUGAAAAUGACAAUAGAAUGAAGCAUUUUGGUGGUGGAAGCACGGGUGAGAAGUUGGAUAUUUCUUUAGUUGAUGACUUGAAGCAAAUGAUGGAUAAGAACAAUGUGUUAGCCAAAUCAUUUCGCAAAGUGCGAGAUUAUCUAAGGUUUGAGGAGUCUACAUCAUUGGCAUUGCGACUUUUCAGAAAACAAGCUAAGGACCCCCGGACAUAUAAUCUUCCUACUUCUGACGAGAUUGCAGCUCUUAUUGUUGGAGAUUUGGAUAAUAUUGAGGUCGGUAGGGAUAUUAUUGUAAAAAAAAAUGGUGUGUUGUCUAGAAUUCAUGAGACUCAUACUUCAUUUAUUCCUUUACAAUAUCCUCUGAUAUUUCCUUAUGGGGAAGAUGGGUGGCAAGAAGAGAUUCCUUUGUCUGGUAUUGCAGCAUCGACUAGCUCACGCCUUAAACCGCGCGUCACUUUGAGAGAAUUUAUUACUUUCAGAAUACAAGAAAGGAAAAGUGAGCAUGGUAAUGUGUUAUUUUCUAGAAGGCUUUUCCAAAAGUUUGUGGUUGAUUGUUUUACUAUGAUAGAAUCUCAAAGGCUAUCUUAUAUUCGCAAUAACCAAAAAAUGAUUCGAGCUGAUUUUCUUAGUGGAAUUGAAGAAGCCAUGUCAAGGGGGGAAAUGGACCCAAGUUCUAUAGGUACCCGUAUUGUGUUGCCUUCAUCUUUUACUGGUGGGAAACGGUACAUGUUUGAUUGUUGUCAAGAUGCUAUGACUAUAUGCAAACGAUAUGGUUAUCCUGAUCUCUUCAUCACUGUAACUUGCAAUUCUGCUUGGAAUGAAAUAGAUAGAUUUGUUAGACCGCGGAACUUGCGCCCUGAUGAAAGGCCAGAUGUUUGUUGUCGAGUUUUUAAAAUGAAGCUUGAUCAUUUAAUAGCUACGUUGAAAAGUGGUAUUAUAUUUGGUCCUUUGGAUGCAGGUAUGUAUGCCAUUGAAUUUCAGAAAAGAGGGUUGCCUCAUGCACAUAUCUUGCUAUGGCUUUCGAAGGAUCACAAGUUAGUUAAGUUACAACUUCUGACAUAGAUAAAUUCAUCUCUGCUGAAAUCUCUGAC
Lotus japonicus is the source of this 2601-nucleotide messenger RNA. RefSeq lists its product as uncharacterized. NCBI's taxonomy places the organism in Eukaryota, Viridiplantae, Streptophyta, Magnoliopsida, Fabales, Fabaceae. Bases 1031 to 2572 code for a protein of 513 amino acids. The record is from RefSeq and is a predicted model, not a curated record. The transcript is spliced from 7 exons.